Molecule: messenger RNA, 1111 nt
Organism: Epinephelus moara (kelp grouper)
Lineage: Eukaryota; Metazoa; Chordata; Actinopteri; Perciformes; Serranidae
Gene: anp32b
Product: acidic (leucine-rich) nuclear phosphoprotein 32 family, member B
Exons: 7
Coding region: 179-973 (264 amino acids)
Biological process (GO): regulation of apoptotic process
Cellular component (GO): nucleus
Molecular function (GO): histone binding
Source: RefSeq, a predicted model, not a curated record
GCAUAUAUUUUGUUUCAGUCCCGUUUCCCUCCAUGGUUUCUCCUCUCUCCGACUAACUUAGCGUUUGGCUCAGUUCAUUAUACAGUCCUAUAUUCUCCCUCCAUUAGGGCAUCUCUGCCUUUGGACUGAAGAUCCCAACAAAACCCAAGAGAGAAAAGUUUUACUUUCAUAGGGCAAGAUGGACAUGAGCAAGAGGAUCCACUUGGAGCUAAGAAACAGGACACCGUCUGAUGUACGAGAACUCGUCCUUGACAAUUGUCGAUCAGCUGAAGGAAAAAUCGAAGGCCUCACAGCUGAGUUUGUCAACCUGGAGUUCCUCAGUUUGAUAAAUGUUUGCUUAAUGUCAGUUUCCAACCUGCCUAAACUAGGAAAACUCAAAAAGCUGGAGUUGAGUGACAACAGAAUCAGCGGAGGCCUUGAUGUUUUAGCAGAGAAACUCCCCAACCUCACACAUCUAAACCUGAGUGGCAACAAAUUGAAAGACAUCAGCACAUUGGAACCGUUGAAAAAGCUGGAUAACCUGAAGAGUUUGGACCUGUUCAACUGUGAAGUGACAAACCUGAAUGACUACAGAGAGAGCGUGUUCAAGCUGCUGCCACAGCUCACCUACCUGGAUGGCUACGACAUGGAGGACAGGGAAGCCUCAGACUCUGACGGAGAGGUGGAUGGAGACGGCGUAGAUGACGACGAAGAUGAAGAGGGAGAGGAGGAGGAAGAUGAGGACGGAGAGGAGGAGGACUUUGACGAGGAGGAGGAGGAUGAGGAAGACGAAGAGGAGGUAGAAGGAGAAGAGGAUGACGAUGAGGUCAGCGGGGAAGAUGAGGAGGAAGACUUUGGUCAGGAUGGGGAAGUGGAUGAAGAGGAUGACGAUGACGAUGACGAUGAAGACGAAGCAGAAGCUCGCAAAGGCGAGAAGAGAAAGCGAGACCAAGAGGAUGAGGACGACGAUGACGACGACGAAGACGACGAUUAAGAGCAAAACUGAAAAACGAGAGCCUACCGAGUUACCCUUCCUCCCCCACAAACCCAAACGUCCGCCCUCCUACAACUCACACCGCCUUUGUAAUCCACGUCUACCCCCCCAGCUCUGAGCUCUUUUUAAGGGGCAAGA